Nymphaea colorata (pocket water lily) is the source of this 669-nucleotide messenger RNA. Its product is annotated as S-locus-specific glycoprotein S13-like. The transcript has a single exon. NCBI's taxonomy places the organism in Eukaryota, Viridiplantae, Streptophyta, Magnoliopsida, Nymphaeales, Nymphaeaceae. The record is from RefSeq and is a predicted model, not a curated record. The coding region runs from base 1 to 669 and encodes 222 amino acids.
AUGGAGACUUUAGAAGGUGUCGAGCUUUUGCUGCAGCCGCAUGGCCGGAGGAUUUUAUUUCGGCCUUUCUUGUUGGCCUUCUGCUUCAUACUCCUGCAGUUCCAUCCACGUCUUUCGGGAGACACCAUCUCUGCAGGCCAUUUUAUAACGGGAAAUCAAACAAUCACCUCUAAAGGUGGGAAGUUUGAACUGGGCUACUUUUCUCUUGGCAGUCCAGCCAGAUACUAUAUAGGCAUAUGGUACACGGACGUCAAGGAUGACAACGUGGUGUGGGUGGCCAACAGAGACACGCCUCUCCAAAACAACAUAGCCGAAUUGAAGAUCUCAGAAGAUGGUAGCAGCUUGGUCAUUCAGACUAAAUCUGGCUCCCUGAUCUGGUCGACAAACUCGACACCAACUCCAUCAUCUCACCCUGCAGCAAGAGUUGCUGUUCUUCAGAACAAUGGCAAUCUUGCUCUGAUGGAUGGAAAUUCUUCCAGCGCCGCUGUUGUAUGGGAGAGUUUCGACCAUCCCACCGAUACGUUCCUGCCCGAUGGACGAGUGGGAGUGAACAAAGUCACCAAGCAAUACAUAGCGAUCACCUCAUGGAAGAGCAAAGACGACCCUUCUUCUGGUCUUUUAUCUCAAAAGAUUAAUCCAAACGGAAGCCUCGAGCUCCCGUUGUACUGA